CCUUGUGAUAAUGAUCCACCAUAGAUAUCAAAACACCUAGGGUUUAUAUCUAUAAACAUCGACGGCACAUACAUUGACGACGAAGAAGAAGAAGCAGCAAUGGUGAAGUACUCGCAAGAGCCCGAUAAUCCGACAAAAUCCUGCAAAGCCAGGGGUUCUGAUCUGAGAUGCCAUUUCAAGAAUACGAGAGAAACAGCGCAUGCUAUCAGAAAGUUGCCUUUGAUCAAGGCAAAAAGAUAUUUGGAGGACGUUCUGGCCCACAAACAGGCUAUACCGUUCACUCGUUUUUGUAGGGGUGUUGGGCGUACAGCUCAGGCAAAAAACCGACACUCUAAUGGUCAGGGUCGGUGGCCUGCCAAGUCAGCAAAAUUUAUUUUGGAUUUACUCAAAAAUGCUGAAAGCAAUGCUGAGGUUAAAGGCUUGGAUGUUGAUGCACUUUUCAUUUCACACAUUCAAGUGAACCAAGCUCAAAAGCAAAGGCGUAGAACAUACCGAGCUCAUGGAAGAAUUAAUCCUUAUAUGUCAUCUCCGUGUCAUAUUGAGCUGACUUUAUCCGAAAAGGAAGAGCCUGUGAAAAAAGAGGCGGAAUCACAACUGGCAAAGUCGAAGUAGUCUCAGACUUAAUCUAUGGCUUAUUUAUUUAAUUUUAACCAAAAAAACCUUUCAAAACUAUUCUCAGGGUUAAUUUUGUCGUUUUUGGCUUCUACUUGUGAACACAAAUUUUGUUGGAGACUUUUGUAUUGGUGCCUAAUAUAUUUGUUUUUGGAUGUUUUC
Messenger RNA from Helianthus annuus (common sunflower), 774 nucleotides. RefSeq names its product 60S ribosomal protein L17-2. The record is from RefSeq and is a predicted model, not a curated record. The transcript is spliced from 7 exons. Bases 100 to 612 code for a protein of 170 amino acids. NCBI's taxonomy places the organism in Eukaryota, Viridiplantae, Streptophyta, Magnoliopsida, Asterales, Asteraceae. Gene Ontology annotation, cellular component: ribosome; cytosolic large ribosomal subunit. Gene Ontology annotation, molecular function: structural constituent of ribosome. Gene Ontology annotation, biological process: cytoplasmic translation.